CACACCUCCAGGUAGUUUGGCCACCAGUUCCCUCAUUCAAUUGUUUGAUCACUUGUUCACACUGUUUUCUCACUUGCCUUUGUGUCUUGCCAGGCUCUAAGGACUCAGAAUUGGCAAGACAAAAACCACAGCCCUGACAGUUCAACUGCCCCUGUCCUGAGAAUCCCAUCCUUCCUGCCUCUUUCCAGCCAGCUCUCAGCAGAGGGCCCAGCACAAGCAAAUGUCCAGAGGUGGGGAAGACCAGAAUAGGUGGGAAGCUGCUAGAGAGGACCAAGUAGGCCUGGGGGCCCCGUGCCAAGUUUAAUGAGCAAGCCCUGGCAGCGGAAGCCAAGAGCUCGGGAAGCUCACGGAUCCAGCAGGGCUUAGGGCCAUACGUGGCAGGCAAGGGGAGCCAGGUGGGGCUGGGGAGGCCGUGUAAUGAUCCCAUUAAGUAAACCCAAUAUGUAGAAAACAGGUUUAACAAAUCUGGGCUUCUGCACCACUCCACCCCCACUUGGCAGUGUGUAAGGGGCUGCAGAAACCCCCCCAGGAACCACUUAAAAUGUGGGGGUGGGGGUGGUAGAGGAUGAAUGGUACCCAAAGCCUAGAAGUGGCACAAAUGAUGUGUUGUUCCUGGAUCAAUUCUCCCUCACACAACAGGGUAGAUGUUGAAGCCACCAACUCACAGAGCCAGUAUCUGCUUGCCACAUGUUUAGGGACAGUCUUCAGUGCUCAGUAUCAGGCUCUGGCACUGUGUCAUGGUCUCUUGCAUCUGCAAAAGUUGAGUACUAAGCUGGGCCAGGUUUCCAAGGAGUCCAGCCAGGAGGAAGCCAUGAGAGCCCAGGGUCUGGGUCUUCUGAUGGGAGGUGGCAAAUCUCCAGAGGCUGGAGCGUGAUACUGCAUGCUCAGAUGAACCAUUUCCACCCAGUAGCACUGUCCCAUCUGAACACCCACACAGACCUCAGACCUCUAAGCUGAGGCACACGUGCCCUGAAGAUACCCCUAGGCAGGCCCACUAGUACCCAGUAGGGACAGAAGAGGAGCAGAGUGGAUGAGUCCCACUCCUCCAUGCUCCUGGGAGCGCCAGACCUGCUCUGGGACAGCCAUUCCCUGGAAGAGUCUGGCCAACUCUGCAGGUCAAGUACACAUGUACACAUAAGCACAGGCACAUGCAAGUGUGCACACACAUAGGCAGCCACAUGCAGAAAUAUACAUGCACACACUAGCACACAUCUACAUGCACUUACACAUUCAUGCACACACAUGUCAACCCACACAAGCAGCACAAAGUACACAUACACGUGCACAUGAAGAGAAAUGCACAAAAGCUCAUCUGGCUCAGGCACACACGGUACACAAACAGGUGAGCAGAGACACACAGAGGUACGAACACACAGGUGCAUGUGUACACAGUUGUAUACACAAAGGUGUCAUGUCAUCGCUUUGCUUGGUUCCAGUAAAGGAUAGACACACACAACCAGUACAUGCGGCAGACAUGCAAGCCCACUCAAGUCCAUUGGAAUCAAGGAGGCCUGGAGAGGCCUUGCCCAGGUCAGAUUCAGCCCUGGGUAUAGGGCAAACACAAGGUCCACCUUUCCCUCUUGACUCCCUGCUAAGGAAGGGACCCUGGUCUGGAGUUACGCAGCCUUUCUCAAUCAUCUCCUGCUGUGUGACCUUCUCAGCCUCCACUUCCUCAUAAGUAAAAGGGGGCUGAUGAUGUAUGCAGCCAUCAGCAUAAUCUAGGUAAGAAGCAGUGCUGAGCCCAGUGCUGGGCAAAAGGCAGGUGCCCCAUGCAUGCCUCUCCUACUCCCUCUGGCAGCCCCAUCCCCCAUGGCCCCCACCCCCAGGAAUUGAGGCCCUAUCCUCCCCUUUCUGAGCCUGGAUCCUCUGGAACAUGUCUCCCUGCUCUGGAGCAGGGGCUGAACUAUCUCCAGGGUCUCUCCCAGAGGGUUUGGGGAAUGAUGCAGAGGGGGUGCAGAGUCAGCAGUUGAGGGAUUGGGGCCAUGCCAGCCUGAUUAGGAUGGCUGGGGGCUGAGCUGGAUUCACCUGUCCUUGUCUCUGAUUGGCUCUUUGGUACCAACAACCCACAAAUCCUACUAAACAGCCCCACCAGGGCCUGCACUUGUCUCUGGACAGUUGAUUGCCACUUCUGGGGCCAGAAGGGUGUCUGUGGAGGCCAGACCCUGGCUUGGGCCUGGCUCUGGGGAUCCCUUCCAUCCAGAAGAACCAGCUGACUACUCUGUUCCUUCACCUCCUGCCGGGGCCAUGGGGGCUGGGGCCAGUGCUGAAGAGAAGCACUCAAGGGAGCUGGAAAAGAAGCUGAAAGAAGAUGCUGAGAAGGAUGCUCGAACUGUGAAACUGCUGCUUUUGGGUGCUGGUGAGUCGGGGAAGAGCACCAUUGUCAAGCAGAUGAAGAUUAUCCACCAGGACGGGUACUCGCUGGAAGAGUGCCUCGAGUUCAUUGCCAUCAUCUAUGGCAACACACUACAGUCCAUCCUGGCCAUCGUUCGCGCCAUGACCACGCUCAACAUCCAGUAUGGAGAUUCUGCGCGCCAGGACGACGCCCGGAAACUGAUGCACAUGGCAGACACAAUCGAGGAGGGCACUAUGCCCAAGGAGAUGUCAGAUAUCAUCCAGCGGCUGUGGAAGGACUCGGGUAUCCAGGCCUGUUUCGAGCGCGCUUCAGAGUACCAGCUCAAUGACUCAGCCGGCUACUACCUUUCGGACCUGGAGCGCCUGGUAACCCCCGGCUACGUGCCCACUGAACAGGACGUGCUACGCUCACGUGUCAAGACCACGGGUAUCAUUGAGACGCAGUUCUCCUUCAAGGACCUCAACUUCCGGUCCAGGUCCUUACGGCCCCGCAGGAUGUUUGAUGUGGGUGGACAGCGCUCCGAGCGCAAGAAGUGGAUCCACUGCUUCGAAGGUGUGACGUGCAUCAUUUUCAUCGCGGCGCUGAGCGCCUACGACAUGGUGCUGGUGGAGGACGACGAAGUGAACCGCAUGCACGAGAGCUUGCACCUAUUCAACAGCAUCUGCAACCACCGCUACUUUGCCACCACGUCCAUCGUGCUCUUCCUCAACAAGAAGGACGUUUUCUUGGAGAAGAUAAAAAAGGCUCACCUCAGCAUCUGCUUUCCGGACUACAAUGGGUCUAACACUUAUGAGGACGCGGGCAACUACAUCAAGGUGCAGUUCCUCGAGCUCAACAUGCGACGCGACGUGAAGGAGAUCUAUUCCCACAUGACCUGCGCCACCGACACACAGAACGUCAAAUUUGUCUUCGACGCUGUCACCGACAUCAUCAUCAAGGAGAACCUCAAAGACUGCGGCCUCUUCUGAGGUGUCUGAGCUCAUGCACCCUUGAGAUCCUGUAGCCCUAGCUGCCUUGUAGCCCUGAUCCACAGGACCCUAUCAGAACCCAGGACUACUGGGCCCCAGGCUGUGGCCCCACCAGCCACAGAUCUAAAGCCCUGAGCCCUGCUAGCCUGAGGCCCUAACCCUCCCUCAUGGCUCCCAGGAUUCCCAUGUCUCUCAAAGCACAAUGCCCCCAACCCAGCACUGCCCUUCACGGCCUGGCUACUCUGGCCUCCAGGACCCACCACAGCCAGCCCCAGCUAGGAGCAAGCAGGACCUGGGGCAGCUAGAGCUCAUGGUGACUCAGCAGUACCCCAGUGACCAAUCUCCUCCUGUGCUUCUGCCGCAGGAGGCCCGUGACUCACCUGGUGGGUCUAGGUUCAGCAAACAGCCCUCCCUCCUAGAGCCUCAUGAAGGGCAGGGGGGCAGGCAGAGAGCCCUCCUCCAAGCAGGUCUGCUGCUUACCAUCAGCCCAUUCUAGCCUUUCCACCUCCAUGUGACCAGUCUGACACCCAUCUACCCAGUGACCAGUGACUGGCCCGCCCAGCAGCUUCAGGGAUCCAAAGUUCAAGCCAGUGCUGGCCUGUGCCGCCCAUACAUAGAUGAUUAGUGAGUAGGGGCAAGCCUGGGACCUCCUGAGUGCCAGGAAAAGACUCAAGCUGGACCCUUCCCCACAUACCCUAUUCCCUUCCCCCAUAGGUUCUGCUGCCUCCGUCCUUGGACACUGGAUUCAUGUCCUACCUCACCCACCCACCCACAGUACUCCAGGCCAGCCAGUCUGUUGAGGGAGGGUACUGUUGACACCAGCUAUGGCCAAUGGUCAAACUGUCCAGAGGGGUGGCUGGGAGCAGAGUCCGGCUCUCAUCGAUCAGCUCGGGCAAAGGAUUUGGGACAGGAAGGAGGUCCAGGUUGUGCUCAGAGGGGUCUGCCUCAGGUGGGGUCACGAGCAAACUCACGUGACCCUCUUAUCCCUGCCACCUGCUUCUUAUCCUUCCCUGGUAGGAAAAACUGAAGGCCAUGUCCAAACCAUCAGGAACAAAGGCCCAUGUCCCCACACCCCUGAUCCCUACUUCUCAUCAAAUGCCACAUCCUUGCUGAUGCCUGAGGGCCGGGGCCUGUGCUGCAGUCGAAGGCAAGGAACUUCCUUCUGGCAAGGCCAGGGCAUAAUUUGCACUCCCAUCAGCUAGAUGCACAGACUCAGCAAUAAACCUUUGCAUCAGG
Molecule: messenger RNA, 4557 nt
Organism: Phacochoerus africanus (Common warthog)
Lineage: Eukaryota; Metazoa; Chordata; Mammalia; Artiodactyla; Suidae
Gene: GNAT1
Product: G protein subunit alpha transducin 1
Exons: 9
Coding region: 2245-3321 (358 amino acids)
Biological process (GO): adenylate cyclase-modulating G protein-coupled receptor signaling pathway
Cellular component (GO): heterotrimeric G-protein complex
Molecular function (GO): G protein-coupled receptor binding; G-protein beta/gamma-subunit complex binding; GTP binding
Source: RefSeq, a predicted model, not a curated record